Nothoprocta perdicaria is the source of this 745-nucleotide messenger RNA. RefSeq names its product mitochondrial transcription termination factor 4 (gene MTERF4). Lineage: Eukaryota; Metazoa; Chordata; Aves; Tinamiformes; Tinamidae. Bases 1 to 570 code for a protein of 189 amino acids. The record is from RefSeq and is a predicted model, not a curated record. The transcript has 3 exons.
AUGCGCACACGCCGCCUGCAGCGCGUGCUGGGCCGCUGCCCGCAGCUCCUGGGCCUGCCCAGGAAGCGGCUGGAGGCCGUGGAGCGGCUGCUGCGCGAGCGCUGCCUCUUCACGGCGGCGCAGCUGAGCGCCGUGCUGCACGCGUGCCCCGCCGUGCUGCUCCGCGAGCCGCCCGCCCUGCACCACCACUUCCAGUACGCCUACUUCAGGAUGGGGCUGCGGCACGAGGCCAUGGUGAAGGGGCGCCUCUUCUGCGCGCCCUUCGCCGAGCUGCGCCGCCGCCACGGCUUCCUCGAGCGCCUGGGGCUCUACCGGGCGCCGCGCAAGGGCCAGGAGCACCCGCAGAACCCCCAGCUGAAGGACAUCCUGCACCUGCCCGAGGACGCCUUCCUGGCCAGCGUGGCCCGCGCCACGCCGCAGGAGUACGAGGUCUUCAAGAAGCUGCUGGCUCGUGAGGAGGAAGAGGAGGAACGAGAGCAGGAGGAGGAGGAGGAGGAGGAGGACGACGACGACGACGUGCUGUUUGCAGAGGGAGAUGAAGACCUGGGCAGUGAAGGCUCGAGGAGCUGAUGCUCCGAGGGGCCUGUCCCGCUGCCUCCAUCACACGUGAGCCACGGGAGGUGAGAGGACCUGCUCCCCCGCUGCCGCCCGGGUGGCUCCGAGCUGCGGGAAGGCUCUGGUCCAGGGGCAGGCACCGGGCGCACAGUGGAGUCCUCAGGGGGCUGGCGGGGGACACAGAGGAGCU